Molecule: messenger RNA, 1171 nt
Organism: Drosophila hydei
Lineage: Eukaryota; Metazoa; Arthropoda; Insecta; Diptera; Drosophilidae
Product: putative mediator of RNA polymerase II transcription subunit 26
Exons: 2
Coding region: 267-1097 (276 amino acids)
Source: RefSeq, a predicted model, not a curated record
CCACAAAGCCGGGAGAGGGUUAAACAAAACAGUUUCUACAUCAGUUCCAUUUUGAAUUUCAGUUUGGAUUUGCCGACGAACUGCAGCAGCCGCAGCCGCAGCAGCAGGAGCAGCAGCAGCAUCAACAUCAAGAGCAGCCGCAAUCAAAAUGUCGCGUGGCUCAAGUCUCUGACACAUUGAACAAUAGCAACAACAACAAAUACAACUACAACUACAGCAACAACAACAACUCCUACAACAACAAUAGACACACUCUGAGCGCUGACAUGUCCCACUUGCUGAGGCGCACCAAGAAGUCCUGUCUCAAGCUGCUGCGCAAAAUAUCGACAUCAAAGCAACUAUUUGUGCAGCGCCUGGAGGAUGAGGAGCAGGAGGAGGAGGAGGUGGAGGAGGGGGAGCAAGAGGAGCAGUGCAAGAAGGAGGGACAGCCGCACACGAGCUGCAACUGCAAUCCAGUUGCCAUGAAUGAUAAGCAAUACGCAUGCCACAAUAAUCAACCACAAAGAUCCGUCCAAUACCAGUGCGAAGCUGCCAGCGAGGCGUUGGUGGAGCAGCCGCAGCUGGAGAGCACGCAAUCCAAUCUAGAUAUACAAUUCGAUUUGAUGCACUACAAGGAGAACGUGCGCUAUCUAAGGCACACGCCAUCCAAUUCGAGUCUCGAUCUGCAGCGAGACCGGGAGCUGGAGCAGCGCGGCUACAGCUUCAGCUUGGGCUCCCAGUUCGAUGGGCAAUAUCAUAACUUGAUAAUCAGAGAGCAGCCGCCGCACGACGAUUAUCCUAUUGUCAAGUGGGACAUCAACGGCAACUCCCUGGAGCAGGAGGAGCAGGAUGAGGAGCAGCAUUUCGAUCUGCGACAGCAUUGGGCCAACUUCGACAGCCGCUGGCGGCAGCUGCAGGCGCUGCCCAGCGGCAAGCGUCCAAGCAGCUCAAGUCAUUCGCAGAGGUCGAGCCAUCAUUCCAGCGCCUGCACCUUGGAGACCUGGAUCGAUGAUGCGGAUGAGGCCCAAAAUCUACUACAAAGCAGCCAAAAGACAAAGAAGAAGCAGCAGCAGCAAAACAACAACAACAACUAUAAUCAAUGCCUUAAAAGUUUCUAAAGUUGGAAAAAUAUUAACUGAAAUUUCCCUAAAAUGGAUUUUCACCUGUCCCCUAAAGAGUUUCCAUUUUUUUC